AUGCUUUUCCAGUCAUUAUUUCUAUCGAUUUGCCUCUUUAUCUCCAACAGCAGCUCUGCUCCACACCCUUACACCUCUGGUGCACUGAUUCCAUCUACCAGUGGUACCAAGUCGACCGAGAUUGCCGUUCGUGAUCUUUCCACGAAAGAUGUACUUUGUUGGUAUGGUACUGUACCACCGCCUGUGAACUGGUGCACCUACGUAUACGAGAUACUUCAAGAUGUCGAAGCUUUCAACUUUUACGUCUGCGAUAGAAAUCUCGAUGCCAAUGCAAAGGUGUUGGUCCAGCUUGGUUUAAGCUUCAACAUUGAUACCAAAAUCGAUACCCGACAAACACCAUUAGUGCACAAUAUCUCAGUACGAAUAACCAAUGAUCCUGAGAGUAACUACCCUUCCUCCGUUUGGUACAAGACCUGGUUUACUCUUCCAACUAUAACCUCGAAAGCGCCGGAUGGGCGAAUCAUUGGUUGGCAAGCAUUUGAAGAUUGCGAGACAACUUUGGUAAGUAAACUCUGAUGUUUAGUUCUAUUGUAACCGUGGCAUUACUUCCAAGUCGCAUCUUAGAUAGCCCUCAAACCUGCACAAACAGUUUCCCUUCACUUAAGCAAACAAACUAACUUAUUGGGCUUCCAGGGAAACAGAUACGCAGGUGUACCAUUCUAUUAA
This is a messenger RNA of Botrytis porri, 666 nucleotides long. RefSeq lists its product as uncharacterized. The record is from RefSeq and is a predicted model, not a curated record. The coding region runs from base 1 to 516 and encodes 171 amino acids. The transcript has a single exon. Lineage: Eukaryota; Fungi; Ascomycota; Leotiomycetes; Helotiales; Sclerotiniaceae.